UCAGAGAUGUUUAAUGUAUUUUUUAAAAACUAAAGAGCUAACUAAUAAAUUUUCUGUGUCAACAGUGAUGGACAUCCAAAUACGUAUGUAAUUAAAGUCCCUAGAGGUUUGCCUGGAAAAGGUUUAUGUCUUGUUAUCAAGUGAGUUGCUUGAUACCUAAAAACUUAGGGCCAUUUUUUUCCUGUAAAACUUAGAAUCAAUUCUUGUAUUGUAUUUCAUUUGUGUCCCUUCUUUAAAGCUUUUCAAAAUUUUCGCCCAGUAUGACUCAUGAUCCGGUACAUUGAAUAAUAGUUUGAAUUUGGACUCUUCCUUUGUGAAGUGGUGGUUGUUUCUGUGGAGUUUGAUUCCAAUCUACCUUUCUGAAGAAGUGGUUGUUUCUGCAGAGGUUGAUUCCAAUCUAAACAGGAAACCACCGCUUUGAGGAUGUCUGAACUUUGAAUAGGUGUAUCCAUUCUUGUUCAUUCUAAGUAUUGUGUUUAAUUUUCUCUUCCUGAUGAUCACUUAUACUCCUGAUCUCACUUCUUGCUUAUACAAGAAAAGGAUCAAUUCUUUUGUAAUGCAUCAGAUUUUCUGCCCCACAAAAAUAUUUUUCCACUCUUUGUGGUCCCUUCUUAAUAUGAAGAGUAAUCUAAGCCAUUCAUGAACUGAAAACGCCAUAAAGUUCUUAAAACACAUGACUCUGAUUAUAUCAGGUCUAUCUCACUUUUUAGGUAUGGACGGUGUGAACCUUUAUAUUAGAGCAAAACCCCAUCUUUCCUUUUCUUUAUUCUUUUUCUUUUUCAUUUUUUUACAUAUGAUUCCCGGAAAGUUCACCAACCAUGAGUAAAAUAGAAGGUAAACGAGAAGAAGAUAAACGCUAGCUACUUUUUCUGGCCAGAGUAAAAGUGCAUAUCAUCACAUAGGUGCAUGUCUCUAUCCUCUUCACGUUGGGUCCCAAAAUGAGACAUCUGGAGUUGAGAAAGAACCUAGCAAUGAAGAUUUUGAGUCUGCAAAGUGUUAAGAAAAACCAGAUUCAGAAAUGGGGAAAGAGAAUUGCGAGCACCGAGUCUGCUAUUACACUUGGUAAUGCAAAAGGUAGAAGACUAUCAUUUAGUUGUUGCUGUGGGUUGCAUGUCUUGAAGAAGCUUGUAUUGAAGUUCAGAACAAAAUGGAAGCAAGCUUUGGGGUGGCAAAGGAGCAGUAUACAAUACAGCUAUGAUCUUUAUAGCUAUUCUCUGAAUUUUGAUGAUGGUCUCUGCCAUGGCCAUCAUCCAUCAAAGGGUUCUCAAUGAAAGUUCUCCUCUUAAUAAGUCAGCUGGUUGUUAUCAGUUGGUUCACAGGUCCAUUUGUCAUAUAAACAAGCUUUUUUCUCAAGAUGCUGGGAGUAUUUUCUUGAUCAACCCAUUACCCAUUUGUCAUAUAAACAAGCUUUUUCUCAAUAAUGUUGCUAUGCUUUACUGUGAGAUGGGGUGGUUGUAUAGAAUCUGAGCCAUGUUGUUUUAAUCAAUCUGUGCUUGUUUUCAAUUGUUCUUCAUUCCUUGCUGCUUGUUCUUUGUUUACAGAAAUGGAUUCCUGACCCUUUUGGGAAGGAAAAGCGUGUGA
This is a messenger RNA of Manihot esculenta (cassava), 1581 nucleotides long. RefSeq lists its product as uncharacterized. Bases 939 to 1271 code for a protein of 110 amino acids. The record is from RefSeq and is a predicted model, not a curated record. Lineage: Eukaryota; Viridiplantae; Streptophyta; Magnoliopsida; Malpighiales; Euphorbiaceae. The transcript has 2 exons.